AUGUCCGCUCCUCAUCCUUAUCCCUUCUAUAAGCAACUUUACAACGAUAAAGGCCGGUCAGAUGUGAUUCUCCGCUUCGGCGACCAGAGAGUACUCGCCCACAGGCUCAUCCUAGCGGGCGCGUCGGAGCUGUUCCACACGGCCUUCAAGAGCAAAUUCUCAGUUGCUAACAAUGCCGAGUACAAUAUCGAGGAGUUUGCACCCGCAACUGUUCACGCCAUGAUCAAGCAUAUCUACGGAUUCAAGUACGAUGAAGACCACCUGGCCUCUAAACCAAACGAGGAUCAAAAACUAGAUUUCUGGAUCGAUAUGCUUCUUAUAGCGAACGAGUACAGGAUCCCGUCCCUGACUGCUGUCGCCACCAGCUCUGUCCUCGAAUUUCUCAGGGAUUUUAAGCUUGACUUUGCCCCUUGCGACUGGGUGAGAACAAGGAAAGACAACUUUCGCAAGGCGAUCAAGAGAUUUGUCGAACUGGAAAAUAAUGUCACGUUGUCAGACAGCUCCUGCCAAGACGGCGUCGUUGCCAUCUUGUGUGAAUAUUCAAUGUCAGGUCUUGUGAACGAGCUGCAGUUGGACAAGAUUCUGGAGCCUAUCGAACCCUUCUCGGCGCGUUUGAUCCGCCAGCUGAGCAAGACGAGGAAGUAG
Aureobasidium pullulans EXF-150 is the source of this 645-nucleotide messenger RNA. RefSeq lists its product as uncharacterized. The record is from RefSeq and is a predicted model, not a curated record. Gene Ontology annotation, cellular component: cytoplasm. The transcript is spliced from 2 exons. Gene Ontology annotation, molecular function: ubiquitin protein ligase binding. Gene Ontology annotation, biological process: proteasome-mediated ubiquitin-dependent protein catabolic process; regulation of proteolysis. Bases 1 to 645 code for a protein of 214 amino acids. NCBI's taxonomy places the organism in Eukaryota, Fungi, Ascomycota, Dothideomycetes, Dothideales, Saccotheciaceae.